AUGUUGGAAGCGAGCAACGUCUCUCCUUGUCAAACUCCCAUUUUUACAGGAAGGACAGAGCAUAAUAUCCGACUGUUUAAUAAAUGUACCCGUCCCGACAAGCACGAAUUUCUAAUUCUUUUUGAAGGCCACACGGUUAGCGACAGCAAACAAAGCCUAUGA
Messenger RNA from Plasmopara halstedii, 162 nucleotides. RefSeq lists its product as uncharacterized. Bases 1 to 162 code for a protein of 53 amino acids. NCBI's taxonomy places the organism in Eukaryota, Oomycota, Peronosporomycetes, Peronosporales, Peronosporaceae. The record is from RefSeq and is a predicted model, not a curated record. The transcript has 2 exons.